AUGUCUGGGUUACUCAAUCGCUAUGGCAAGCGCGAGAAUGCAAAGCCUAUGACAACACUUUUCUUUGCGCGCCUUGGCGCGUCCAUGAAAGAACAAGUCCUUAAAGACUAUUGUAAGCAUUAUGGAGAAGUCGUCGAUGUUACAAUGGUGUGCGAUAGAGAGACCAAAAAAAACAAGGGCUGCGCCUUCGUUAAAUUUAAGACGUCCGAAGAGGCUCAGCAAUGUCUUUCUAGUUUUGAAAAUCUUCAGGACAACCAUUGGAUCGUCGAAUGGGCAAAGUCAACGCAAAUCAGAGACUCCGACCUCGACAAGAAGACUUUGUAUAUCACAGGAAUCUCAAACACAAAAGCGACAGACACCGAUGUCUACGAUCACUUCAGUCAGUACGGUAUAGUCGAGAAAGUCACUGUAGUUGGAAAAGACGCCGACUUUCCACCGUACGCCUUUGUCAAAUUCACCGACGAGAAGUCCGCGAACUUGGCGCUGAAGAAUGAGAAUGGAAAGAAGUGGGAUGGUGAAGUACUGAUCAUUCAAUUCAGUGAGACUUUAGAGUCAAAGAAGAGUCGUCGCCUGAAUCGAGUGAAGCCACAACAAACUUACAUCUCGUUACAACAACAGCCUGAAUUACCAGUGAGAGUCUUGCGAAGAAUAGAACCAGAGGAUGACGAUCGAGAGAAUUCCUUAUUUAAAUCGUUACUCUCAGCUUUCAACUUUUCUUCAGAGAGCCAACCAACACCACCACCAGAAGACGAUGACCAAAUGCUCAUGAGAAAGUCGAUUUCAGAAAUGAAAAAGGCAGACUCCCCAUUGUUGCACAAUUAUGAAAAAAUCAUUAAUCAACUCGAAGAAGACGGAAACACCACACUUAAGGACCAAAUAGACGAGGUUAAACACCCAUUCACGUUCUUGGACGACGACGUCUGGGGGCCUUUCCAAUAA
Molecule: messenger RNA, 939 nt
Organism: Entamoeba invadens IP1
Lineage: Eukaryota; Evosea; Mastigamoebida; Endamoebidae
Product: RNA-binding protein, putative
Exons: 2
Coding region: 1-939 (312 amino acids)
Molecular function (GO): RNA binding
Source: RefSeq, a predicted model, not a curated record